Paramuricea clavata is the source of this 1047-nucleotide messenger RNA. The record is from the annotation of a GenBank genome assembly. NCBI's taxonomy places the organism in Eukaryota, Metazoa, Cnidaria, Anthozoa, Malacalcyonacea, Plexauridae.
AUGUGCAAACAGCCGAGUCCGAAAUAUGUUGAUCAAUCUUCCCAAACUGUUGAUCCUAACAGGGAACAAUGUUUGUGUGUUGACUUGUUAUCUGAGUUUGAUAACAUGAAAAUCAAUUUCGAAAUUAUAUUAACCAGAGUGGAUGCUCUACAAUCGCUGGCAAAUACGCAAACCAUAUGUUUUAAUAAUUACAACAUUGUGCAUCUUGAAUCUGUGCUCGAUGGGGAGGGAAGUAAAAGUACGAAAUCAGAACCCACAAUAAGUCUAAUCGAGAAGGAAAAGAAUUCUGAAAUUGAGGUACUUAAAAGCAAAAUUAAUUCCUUGGACAUGAAAUUGGAAAAAUGUUUAAAGGAUUAUGAUGCUAACUCAAAUCAAUCACCUAUUGUUAUACCUCAAGAGCCUAUUGUCUCUCUACAACCGCCUAUUGUUCCACCUCAAGCGCCUAUUACUCCCUCGUUGCAUGUUAACAAAAGGAAUCAAGAUCAAACCCCCGAAUUGCAAAUAUCAGGUCAUGCCAAUAAAGUGUUUCUGAAUAAAUUACCGCUGUGUGACACUCAAGGUUUUAAUUGUAAACAAGCAAAUUACCUAAAUGAAACAUCAUUAUUACCACAGGACGUUAUGACUCCGUACCAAUCUUUGGGAUCAAAUAGUCCCCUUUUAUCCAACAGAUCGAGGAAAUGUUUAGGAAAAAUUCCAAAUGGUCACAGACACGGUAUAUAUCAAUCUAAAACCUCAAAUCUGGAAUUAUCAUUAUUACCGCAGCACGUUUUGUCUCCGUGCCAAUCUUUGGAAUCAAAUAGCCCUCUAUUAUCUAACAGAUCGAGGAAAUUUUUAGGAAAAAUCCCGAAUGGUCACAAACACGGUAUAUGUCAAUCUAAAACCUCAAGUCUAAGGGAUUUUACUCAACCUCAACGUAAAAUUGCCCCUUUUCGAAAGAGCCCUGCCAAUUAUCGACCCCCGCGUAUUGUCUUGGAAAAACAAUCUAUGGAAUGGGCAGUUUAUCUACAAUUUGUGAGUCAAAUGACUCACAAAUCAACACUAGUAUAA